AUGGUUCAAUCGAAUGAUUACAUACUCAGUAUUUUCAAUGAUUCAGUAGCAAAGAGAGAAGUCCCUUUUGAAGCGAUAGAAACUUUAAAAAGCAAAAUCUUACAAGUUGAAGAUAGGUCAAAUCUAAGUCAAGCAGCGGAAUAUAUUUGCAACGAGAUGCUUCAAGAUCUAGUCGAAACAAAAUGUUAUUUUCUCACUUUCCAUUGGCUGAAGUUCCUCUAUGAAACUUUCGGAGAUGUGAUUUCAAAAAUGAACCUAAAAAAGGCGCUGAAUAGAUUGUUGUUGGUGCACCGAACACUGUUCGCCGGCGAUGAGUUGAUGAAAAAAUUGGCCUUCGACUUGUGGAGUAUUGUCAUUGAUAUCGUGCAUCGGUUUCCAGGAACGAGCGAUGUGGCAAUGUCGACUAAGAUCAGCCUUCUGAUGAGUCCCCUCUUAAACAGCUCUGAUGACCUUGUGAUGAGUCAUCCAUCUCUAGAGGUCAGACGAGUUCGCUGUUGGUGGAAGUUGAUCACACUUUACGCUCAUGACAUUGGUCACUACUUCGAAAAGAUAGUGUCCCCAUUUCUGAAGUACACUCUCUCUUGCUCGGUGGGUCGCGAAACUCAAGAAGGUUCAACUGAAAUGCCGGACCAUUGCCAAGCCAACAAGUGUGGGUGUCCUUCUAGUGAGUUUGCACCAGAAGAAAGAUUAAGUCUUGAAUCUGCAAACAGUCUUGACAAUUCCUUGACUUCUUCCCAACUUCAGACAGCGGGUGCUAACUGUGUUUUAGCCUUAUUCGGUCUGAAACCGUUUGUCGUGGACUUUGAUUCUGACUAUGCAACAGUCGCAGAGGGUUUCAAAAUUGGACUUGCAACAACUGUGUUGUUGGUGAGAACCUUCAGCCAAGAUCUAUUGUCCGCCUGUCAUCAUGUACUGAUCAACUCCAACUCAUCUGCAACUAAGAGAGAUGAAGUUUGUGGUCUCUUUCAUCGACUCUUGUUGUGCCGCGUCAACAUUGACAACGUCAAGGUCACACCUCUGUGGGCACAACAACAACAAAAUUCGACCCCUCAGCUGACAAAUAAGGAGACCAAAUCACAACUUGUCAAUUGCAUUCUACAAUGGAUAGAGAUGGCUAUAAUUUCCCCCCUUGUUUUACUGCAGUCGCUUCAGCCGUUUAAAUUUUCGAUCCAGUUUUUUGCAACUCGGGUGAAAAUUGAAGAGCGAGAUACGAACUUAGCAGAAGAGUUAGUCAGAGUCAUUUCGAAAAGCCCAGAAAAUGCAGAUUCGAUCGGCUGUUUGGAUUUGAUCAAAAGUACAACUCAACAGCAGCUGAAAGAGAUGUGGACUCCUGUCGAACCAGAUGCUACUGGACUUCAGAAACCUCAACAGACGGAGAAAAAACAAUCGAAACCUGCAAAAGAAGUAAUUCCUGCAAAACUAGACAAGAUGUCAAAACAAGCUACAAAAAAGAUGGAAAAAGAAUUGCGUCGAAGAGCUGGUCUGAAGAUGAACAAGUCCCGAAUUGGUAAGUUUAGUGGCAAUUCCAAACCUUGGGACCCAAAGAAUCGAGGGGGACGACCUACGAAAUUCCUGGUAAAACCACAGACGACCACUCGAGCUAGUAGGACUAUCAAACUUCUAAGCAGAAUGACAGCUGCGGAGCAAAAGAAGUGUGUGACGUCAUCAGGUGGAGAGAUGAGGAGAAGCGAAGUGCGGCAGCAGAUCAUGUGGCAGAUGAAGGGAAAUGCUGAUGACAUAGUUGUGAGCAUAGCUCCUGUGUGCAUGAAGACCAAAUUGAAGUUCUUCUACGACAGGGAAGAGUUCUGGAGGAAUAGGAAAAACAAAAAUAACAACAACAACAAUACCCCUGCAGACAUGAUUGAUCUCAACAACAACUUUCUUCUACCAUGCUGA
This is a messenger RNA of Symsagittifera roscoffensis, 1896 nucleotides long. RefSeq lists its product as uncharacterized. The transcript has 12 exons. Bases 1 to 1896 code for a protein of 631 amino acids. NCBI's taxonomy places the organism in Eukaryota, Metazoa, Xenacoelomorpha, Acoela, Convolutidae. The record is from RefSeq and is a predicted model, not a curated record.